Molecule: messenger RNA, 327 nt
Organism: Prorocentrum cordatum
Lineage: Eukaryota; Dinophyceae; Prorocentrales; Prorocentraceae
Source: the annotation of a GenBank genome assembly
GAGAGGGCCCAGUUGAGGGCCCUGGAGUGUUUCUUGCCUGCCAUGAGGAUUAUCGCCACUUGCUCGCAGUGCUUCGAUAAUUACCAGGCGGCCACGGACGAGGAGAAGCUGGAUGCGGAGUGGGAGUUCCUGAGUUCCGUGGAGGCCGCCACCAAAGAGUGCAAGGCGUGCGAGGCAGGUGCUUCGCCGGGCUGCGACCUCAUGAAGGACAUCCAGCGCUGGAUGGGCUCCAUCGAGAAGCGUGUCUACCCGAUCGCCAGCGAGUCAGUGCAGGAGGUGCGCUCGAUGCAGAUGGACCUGCUGAAGCAUUGCAUCGACAUGGACCCG